AUGCUCGACAAACUCGUUGGCCUUGCCAUGCUCGUGGCCGCCUCCGUCGUCUUUCUCUACUACACCGUCUGGACACUUCUCAUGCCCUUUGUCGACGACGACCACCCGCUCCAGAACUUUUUCCUCCCCCGCGUAUGGGCCGUCCGCAUCCCCGUCAUCAUCGUUCUCCUUGGCUCCGCAGUUGUGGGAUCAUUCUUGAGCAUGGUUAUGAUUCGAAGCAACCGGAAGAAGGCUGCCAAGGCCAAGGCUGCAGGGAAAAAGAAGGCGUAG
Molecule: messenger RNA, 270 nt
Organism: Drechmeria coniospora
Lineage: Eukaryota; Fungi; Ascomycota; Sordariomycetes; Hypocreales; Ophiocordycipitaceae
Product: dolichol phosphate-mannose biosynthesis regulatory protein
Exons: 3
Coding region: 1-270 (89 amino acids)
Biological process (GO): GPI anchor biosynthetic process
Cellular component (GO): endoplasmic reticulum membrane; dolichol-phosphate-mannose synthase complex
Molecular function (GO): enzyme regulator activity
Source: RefSeq, a predicted model, not a curated record